AUUUUCGAAUUUAUUUUAAUGAUAUAAUUUAAAAUUACUAAAUAAUGGCCGAAGAGAACCCAUCUUCGUUAUUAAGAAAUUUGAAAACAUUUCUGAAAUAUCUGAAUAUUCUUUUAAGCAUUAGCUUGGCUGGAGUUGGCACUAUCCUAACCAUAUUUUCUUCGACAUUAUUCGAUAAAUAUUUAGAAAAUGAAUUGCAAUUAAAAGCAAACAAUUCAGUUACCAGGGCUUGGAUUAAACCAGAUGUUAAUAUAUCUUUGGAUGUUUACCUGUUCAAUUGGACGAAUUCUCACGAGUUUCUCGAUUCAAGAAUAAAACCACAAUUUCAACAAGUCGGCCCCUACGGGUAUGACGAAGUGCCAUAUAAAAGUAUACUAAAAUGGCAUUCCGAUGACAAUACUCUCGAAUACCAUAAGUUGCAUACGUUUUACUUCAAUGAAACUCGAACAAGAGGAUCGCUACAGGACAGGAUUACAUCGAUUAAUGCUUUAUUGGUGACAGUCGCAUCCAAAACUAAAUAUUGGCCAAGAUGGGUUGUAAGUCUCUCUAUGGGAAAGUAUCAAAGUCCGGUAGAUUGGAAAAAGACAGUCGAUGAAUUUUUAUUUAAAGGCUUUCAUAACAACAUAGUUACCCUGCUGAGAAAGCUUCCUUCUGGUUUAUUGGGUAUAUCUGUACCUAUGGACAAAAUUGGGUACUUAUAUGGGCGUAAUGGCACUUCGGUAUUAUCUCCCACAUACCGAAUCAGUACUGGUGCAGAUGGCGUCAAUAGCUAUGGACAAUUGAAAUUUGUGAAUGGUAAAAACCAUACUAAACAUGUACCGUCCGGGUGUUCUCAGGUGCGGGGAUCUUCCGGUGAACUGCAACGCGUCAAUUUAGAAAAGUAUAAACCCAUUGAAUAUUACGUAGCGGAUUUUUGUCGGAGAUUUUGGUUGGAAUAUGACAAUGAAGUGAUCGUGGAUGGAGUGCUCGGUUAUCGCUAUAAAAUGGGAAAUAUGAUAUUAGACAACGGUACGAUUUAUAGCGAAAAUAAAUGCUUUUGCAAUGGUAAAUGCUUGCCGGCCGGUGUCGUUAACGUAACCUCAUGUUCAUGGGAUAUGCCAUUCUUUAUUUCGUUACCGCACUUUCUUGACGCGGACGAUUAUUUUGUAAAUCAAGUGGAAGGCUUGCAAGCAAAGCGCGAAUUGCAUGAACCAUUUAUCAUACUUGAACCACGAACGGGUCUCAUUAUGGAGUUCAGAGGUCGAUUUCAGUUGAACAUCUACCUGGAGCCCAGCUCUCAUUUAAAGUUUUUUGUGACUAUGACUAAAAGAAGAGGGCUGCUACUGCAAAACGCUCUCGUCGUUGUUUUGGGCUGGAUUUGCACGUUAGCUGGAAUAUAUUUGUAUUUCAAUUGGGUCGAUGUAUUCACACAAUGGCGGGGCAUGCAAGGGUAUCUCAGACCAGGCACACAGUUAUUUAGCAUUUGGAAACAAUUACCGGUCCCCGUGACCUUGGAUGUCUACUUGUUCAAUUGGACAAAUCCUCAAGAGUUUUAUCGAGGCUCGAACAAAAAACCUCAUUUUGUAGAAUUAGGUCCGUAUCGGUUCAUCGAAAUACCUGACAAGGUCGACAUCGUGUGGCAUACAAGCAAUCAUUCCGUGUCGUAUCAUAAGAAAUCGGUAUUUCAUUUUGACCCUGGGAACAGCAAAGGAAGUCUAAGCGAUAAAAUUACUAGCGUAAAUACUGUGGCUUUGACGACCGCGCUCAAAUUUAAAGAUGAUAGUAAUUUUCAAAAAAUGCUCGUAGCACGCACCCUUAAAAUGUAUAACGCAGGCGUAUCAAUUACAAAAACAGCCGAUGAAUGGUUAUUUACCGGUUACACCGAUCCUUUGCUAACUAUUGGAAACUUACUAUCUAAAUUUAAUAAAUACAUAAAAGUUCCCUAUAGUCGAAUCGGAUAUUUAUAUGGGCGUAAUAAUAGCGUCGCUUACGAGGGUUACUUUAAUAUGUUGACUGGUGCCGAUGAUAUAAGGAAAUUGGGACAAAUCCAUAGGUGGAACUAUAAAAAGCGGAAUGGAAUAUUUGAGGGUGAAUGCGGUCAAGUAAAAGGGUCUGCUGGCGAGUUCUACCCACCAAAUUUAACACCUCAGGAUACCUUGUGGUCGUACGUCCCUAAUCUCUGCCAGGCAAUACCUCUCGAUUAUACAGAGAGUGUGCAAUAUCACGAUCUUACUGCUUACAAGUAUAGCGGGGGAGAACACUUAUUGGACAAUGGAACUUUAUUCCCUUCAAAUAAAUGUUUCUGUGUUGGAGGUAAAUGUGAGCGUUCCGGGGUGUUUAAUAUUGGCCCCUGCGCAUACAACACAUCGGUGUAUAUGUCUUUUCCCCAUUUCUAUAAAGCUGAUCCGUAUUAUUUGGAUGCUAUCGAAGGCUUGAAGCCAAAGAGAGAAAAACAUGAAUUCUUUAUGAUCGUAGAACCAACCUCAGGAAUUCCUUUGGAACUAGGUGGAGGAUUUCAAAUAAAUUAUCUUUUUGAACCUAUAAAAUAUCUACCACCUUUCGAUCAAAUCCCGCGUGCAUUUAUACCGACAGUGUGGAUUGAAACGAGAUUACAACUCAACCGAGAAUUGACGGCGCUUAUUAGUUCGGUACCUUUUUUCACAUGGAUAGGUCAGAUAACUUCUGUAGUGUUAUCCAUUUUGGGAGUAAUGUUAUUGUGCUGGUAUCCCGUCAGAUUUUUUAUCCUCAGCUAUAUGUGCCCGAAACAGAAAGUACACUUCUUAUCAAGGCCGUCUGAUAGCACUCACUUAACAAAAACUUCAUUACACAUGGAAUCAUUAAACGAUGAAGAGACGAUAAUCAUUCUACAGCAGAAACCUCCUAGUUCUGAACUCAUCAGUUAGCCAAUGAGUAUUAAUUUUACACGUAUCUGGUAACGUAUUAGAUGGUAGUAUUAGUUCUAGGGCCCUAGGGAAUAUUUUUAGAUUUUAAUUUAAUAUAACUCUUAGAAUAUAAUUAACGAUUUGGGCGGAGAAGGUAGAACUAUUUCACAGUCGGUGUGUGAAUCUCAACUAAAGCUAAACUUUUUAAUCGCAUCAAUUGCAGCAUUUUUAGCAAGUAGGCCGUGAACGAUGGAUGGAUCUAGCUUAAUUACGCUAUAAUGUUAUCUUAAAAAUUUCACUUAAUUGAAUUUUAAACUGUAAGAUUUAUAUAUCUAUAUGUGUAUAUUCUACAUAAAACUCUUCUUCAAUUCGAAAAUUCAGAUUUGGAAAGAGAAAGCUUAUGGUCACCUUAAAAUUAUCAGGAGACUAUCUAUCCUUUUUCACU
This is a messenger RNA of Glossina fuscipes, 3306 nucleotides long. RefSeq lists its product as uncharacterized. Gene Ontology annotation, cellular component: membrane; cytoplasm. The transcript has 11 exons. Gene Ontology annotation, molecular function: scavenger receptor activity. Bases 45 to 2882 code for a protein of 945 amino acids. Lineage: Eukaryota; Metazoa; Arthropoda; Insecta; Diptera; Glossinidae. The record is from RefSeq and is a predicted model, not a curated record.